AUGGACUGUGCGUAUUAUCUAAUACCGCAGUGUUGUAACGAGGGAGGUAUCCUCGCGCACACGGGGCCGAUAAACAAUAAUGCGCACAUAACGAGACGUGUCAUAAUCUACGCCCACGGCCGCGACGGCCUGUCCCACAAAUCGCAUUACGCUAUUCGCAGGCAGCGCGGCCACGCUCAAAUUGGCACCUACGACUCGCCAUUCAGAUAU
Iphiclides podalirius (scarce swallowtail) is the source of this 210-nucleotide messenger RNA. The record is from the annotation of a GenBank genome assembly. NCBI's taxonomy places the organism in Eukaryota, Metazoa, Arthropoda, Insecta, Lepidoptera, Papilionidae.